Solea solea (common sole) is the source of this 2178-nucleotide messenger RNA. Its product is annotated as solute carrier family 66 member 2. Gene Ontology annotation, biological process: retrograde transport, endosome to Golgi; phospholipid translocation. The record is from RefSeq and is a predicted model, not a curated record. Gene Ontology annotation, cellular component: trans-Golgi network; endosome. NCBI's taxonomy places the organism in Eukaryota, Metazoa, Chordata, Actinopteri, Pleuronectiformes, Soleidae. Bases 982 to 1863 code for a protein of 293 amino acids. The transcript is spliced from 5 exons.
UCUUAUGUACUGGUGUUUAUUGUUUUAUAUUAUUGUCAUUUUUACUAUAUAUGUGAUUGUCUUUAUUUCUGAAAAGCCCAGCCAGGGACAGGAGUUGCUAGCAAAUUGCUAUAUAUACUCUUUGGGUAGAUAUCAGAUGCACUUUAUUUCCACUAUAUCUCACUGCAUUGUCCCUGAUAAAUAAAUAUUAAUUGAAUUGAAUAAACAUUUAAUUAAUAAUAAUUAUUCAACGGUCUGUCUAAAACUCUAUCACAUCCUCUCAAACUAAAACUCCCCCAGGAUGCGAAACAACAGUAAUUGCUCGUAUGGGUGAACUCUCUUGACUCAGUUGAGAAGCUUUGUUUGACCACGUGACGUAUGAGGAUCUAGGAAGUGUGACGGCAUAUAGCAAAUCACUACAAUGAGACAGCCGGUGAACGAAACUGUAAAUAACGUCACAAUAGAGGUCUAAAGAAAUAUACUUAUACUUUUUUUGUUUUAAAAUAUCUGUCAAUAUACCCGUUGCCUUUAAAGAGCUUCAUUGAUCUUUGGAGUUCCUCUUCAGAGUGAAGUACAGCCCUUGAAACAAACAAAGCUAGCUAGCAUUAACUGAAGUGGUGAAGCUGGUUAUCAGCCGCAGGCGUGACGCGUCUCCCCCCCAGAGGAAAAGACACCACACCGCUGUCGGUGUUUCAGGGUUGCUGAGCGUAUUUUCCGGUAAAUGAGCUCAAAUCUACUCGUGGUGUCACUGUUUAUUUUGAACGCCAUCGUUUGUUUUCACACCCGGCGGCUCGCCCUCUCCGAUCGCCUUAUAAUGUCGUGGCAGUAGCUGUUUUGACUGCGUAAACCACGGCAAACACGGAUGUUAGUCCCUUCGCCACCUGUAAAUCAUCACGGAACUAGCCGAGGCGAACAGACGCCUCGCCGUGUCAACAGAGCCGCUCACAGCCAGCUGACAUCACUUCACGACUCCUCGUCCACGCUGGUGAGCAGCAGUCGAACAUGGAAGAUGAGCUCUUCGACCAGAUUGUGUCCGUGUUCCAAACGUUGGUGUCGUGGAUCGCCGCCGGAGCGAUGGUGUUCGGCGGUGUGGUGCCCUACAUCCCGCAGUACAGAGACAUCCGCCGGACACAGAACGCAGAGGGCUUCUCCUCCUACGUGUGCCUGGUCCUCCUGGUAGCGAACAUCCUCCGGAUCCUGUUCAGAUUUGGCCGCUACUUCGAGACGCUGCUGCUGUGGCAGAGCUUCAUCAUGAUCGCCACCAUGCUCAUCAUGCUCAACCUGUGCACCAACGUCCGCACGGCCACUGAACUCAACACCAAGAGACGCUCAUUCAUAGCAACAGACAGUAAGGACGAGGAGGUCAGAAUCCCUAAGCGACUCUUUCUGGACUUUGACUGGAACUACUUCUGGCUGUGGACUCGUUUCCUGGACUACGUACAGUGUGUGCUGGCCUUCACGCUGGUGGCGGCUUACGUCACCUACGUGCUGCUGGACUCAGCGCUGUUCGUGGAGUCUCUGGGCUUCCUGGCCGUUUUCACCGAGGCGAUGCUGGGCACGCCGCAGCUCUACUGCAACUAUCAGAACAAGUCCACUGAGGGCAUGAGUAUCAAGAUGGUGCUGAUGUGGACCAGCGGCGACACCUUUAAAACCGGGUACUUCCUCAUCACCCAGGCGCCCGUGCAGUUCUGGACGUGCGGCCUGCUGCAGGUCGUCGUGGACGUCACCAUUCUCUUCCAGGUUUACUACUACAGCCAGUACCCACAGAAACCUGUCUCCCACACCGUGUCCCUCACCACCAGUGCAAAGCCCUCUGAGAGGAGUGAGGACGCCUUUACACGCAAACCACACAAAGACACAUCUACACUCAUAAAUAAGGCAUGAACAUGGACACACCUUUUUUCUGUUUUAUUUAUUUAUUAACGUACUGAUUUAUUCCAAAAAAAAUGCAACGGUACGUGCGUCUUGGAAUGUGGACGUCAUGCAGAUUAUAUCCUGGAAUCAAUGUGUGCAUGAGGAAACUAGUAUGCACAUGAAAAUACAACAUAUUAUAUUAUGAGAGGAUGUACAGACGGAAAUGGACCUGCUUUUUUAUGUCAACGCGCAUUAGUGGUUGUUGCAUGAAACCUCUGCCUUAAAAUUCACAUUCAGACGUGGCUUGCUGCAAUACCAGCAAUAUAAAUAUAAAUAUAUAUAUAU